Aaosphaeria arxii CBS 175.79 is the source of this 2203-nucleotide messenger RNA. Its product is annotated as GMC oxidoreductase. The coding region runs from base 299 to 2110 and encodes 603 amino acids. Lineage: Eukaryota; Fungi; Ascomycota; Dothideomycetes; Pleosporales. Gene Ontology annotation, molecular function: oxidoreductase activity, acting on CH-OH group of donors; flavin adenine dinucleotide binding. The record is from RefSeq and is a predicted model, not a curated record. The transcript is spliced from 4 exons.
AAGCGCUAGACAGCUUGUCUUUCUGUACAAAAACAUGUAGAUCGAUGAGUCUUGCCAGUAAAACAUCAAGCUUCUUACAUGGGGACAGUCGUGUGAUGCGCAAUGUAAGAAGCUGAAAACUGUCUCUUGGAAGAUGUGGGUAAGUAGGUGGGUAGAUAUAUAAGGGGCGUCGACGUGAGUCAAUCUUCAAUCUUCAAGAUCAUUCCUUCCUUCCACCAAAGCGAUUGAGAGUUCCGCGCAUACAUUGAAUAGUUUACUUCGAUUUCGACAUUGAGCAAAAGAUCUAUACAGAGCACACAUGGCCAUCGUCACGGUCGAAGACUUCACAACCACCAGGUUCGACUAUCUGAUCCUCGGCGGCGGCACAGCAGGUUGCGUGGUCGCUGGCCGCCUAUCCUCAGACCCCAACAUCACCGUCGGCGUCCUCGAAGCGGGGAAGUAUCUCCCUGACGACCCUUUCAUCAACACCCCCGGCCUUGUGGGCGCGUUGUUCGAGAACCCGGCGUAUGAUUGGUGUAUGUAUACCACGCCGCAGGAGAAUGCGGGAGGUGUGAGGCAUAAUAUUCCGCGGGGGAAGGCGCUGGGAGGGAGUAGUGCGAUUAAUGGGUUGAUGUAUGUGAGGGGGUCGACGCAGGAUUAUGAUAGAUGGGGGAGGAUUUUGGGGGAUGAGGGGUGGGCGGCGGAGAGUAUGAUGGGGUAUAUGCGGAAGCAUGAGACGAUGGAGGAAAUCGAUCCCAAGGUCGCAAGUCUCUCGACAAUUGCGUACGGAAAGGAACAUCAUGGUACUGAAGGCCCAGUGCGAACCAGUUUCAACGACAAUAUGCUCGACAUUGGAGAAGCGGUGAUUAAUGCGUGCAACGACGUGUUUCCCACGAAGGCUUCAGAAGAUGCAUGGUCUGGAAACCAUCUCGGCUUUUUCAACAAUCUUGGAACGAUUGCACGGUCGGGUCCACAGAAAGGGAAAAGGAGCUAUGCUGUCAACUACCUCGAUCUUGCAAACACUCGCCCGAAUUUGAAGAUUCUAUGCGAGGCGCAUGUAAACAGAGUCAUUCUGGAUGGCACGAAAGCCACAGGCGCGGAAUUCACCGUUGGCGAUCGUAAAUUACAAGUGUCAGCCGCGAAAGAAAUCAUCGUUUGCGGCGGCGCCAUACACUCUCCCCAGAUCCUCGAACUCUCUGGAAUCGGCGACCUGGAGGUCUUGAAAGCAGCUGGAGUGGAAUGUCGGGUUGUCAAUAGAGGAGUUGGAGCUAAUUUACAGGACCAUGUUGUCUCGCCGUUGGUGCACACAGUCAAGCCUGGAGUGUUCACCUUGGAUGCUUUGACUCAACGGCCAGAGGUUUUGCAGGAAGCUAUGGCCGAGCAUGCAAAGUCUGGUUCAGGUCUACUGGCUUCGGCGAUGAGUGCCCAGGGAUUCUUGUCUUUCAAGGACAUCAUGAGCAAAGACGAGUUAGAGGCCGUGACGAGUGGUAUCAAGAGCACAAAACCUGUGAGCGAGCUCCACAAACGUCAAUUGGAGCAGAUAGCAGAACAGCUGGAGGGCGAAGGGUCGGCCAGUCUGCAACUCAUCCUGUUUCCAAUGACAUGCGAUUUCGGCAAUGGUAUUCCUCAUCAGGGGAAGUUGUUUCCUCAGAACAAGCCAGAGGACCCGGCCGGUGUCACGUUCAUGAUAUGUUCUCAGUACCCCUUGAGUCGGGGUUCCGUUCAUAUUGGACCAGAUCCCACAAAACAACCAGUGAUCAAUCCCAACUACGGAGGUCAUGAGGUCGACCGCAUGAUCCUGGCAAGCGGCCUACGCUGGGUCGACAAAGUGACACAAAACACGUUCAUCAAGGACUCUCUGGCUGAGCGUACGCUUCCAUCGCCCUCCAGCGACCUGCAGAGUUUCCAAGAUUGUCUCAAUGCUGUCGAUGGAACGAUGUUUGGCGAAUACCACGCCUGUGGAAGCGUAGCCAUGGGAGAUGCAUUGGACAGCAAGCUCAGGGUGAAAGGAGUACAGAACUUGCGUGUUGCUGAUGCAAGUGUUUUCCCUGGCAAUGUUAGUGGGAAUAUCAUCAGUUCGGUCUAUGCUGUUGCUGAAAGGGCAGCGGAUUUGAUCAAACAGGAUAUGUAGACGAUGUAGGGAACUCCUGCGCAUUUACAAUCUGCCCAUUGUUUCCUACAUGAAUCUAUCGUAACCUCAAGAUUGCUCAAAGAUACAAAGUUC